Messenger RNA from Daphnia carinata, 1379 nucleotides. It is a transcript of the gene Idh, whose product is annotated as isocitrate dehydrogenase [NADP] cytoplasmic-like. Lineage: Eukaryota; Metazoa; Arthropoda; Branchiopoda; Diplostraca; Daphniidae. Gene Ontology annotation, biological process: isocitrate metabolic process. Bases 143 to 1369 code for a protein of 408 amino acids. The transcript has 10 exons. The record is from RefSeq and is a predicted model, not a curated record. Gene Ontology annotation, cellular component: cytosol; peroxisome; mitochondrion. Gene Ontology annotation, molecular function: magnesium ion binding; isocitrate dehydrogenase (NADP+) activity; NAD binding.
AAUUCAAUGUAGGCAGACUGACUGGUUAAGGCCAAGGCCUUCCUUAUAAGCCUGAUGCAGGUCGCUUCUCAGUUCCCUGUUGUCGUUAAUCGUGAGAAGCUGACGUUUUCCUUGCUUCCUUGGCCAAUCUUCAUCUGUCAAAAUGGAAAAAAUAAAUGCCGGCCCAGUUGUUGAUAUCCUCGGCGAUGAGAUGACGCGUGUAAUUUGGGAUAUAAUAAAAGACAAGUUGAUUCUGCCAUUUUUGGAUAUUGAACUCCACACAUUUGAUCUUGGCAUGGAAAACCGAGAUGCCACCGAUGACCAGGUCACCAUUGAUUGCGCCGAAGCCAUUAAAAAAUAUAAUGUUGGAAUUAAGUGUGCGACCAUUACACCUGAUGAGAAGCGAGUUGAAGAAUUUAAUUUGAAGAAGAUGUGGAAAUCUCCUAACGGCACGUUGAGAAACAUCCUUGGUGGAACUGUUUUUAGGGAACCUAUUAUUUGCAAGAACAUUCCUCGUUUAGUUACAGGUUGGACCGCCCCCAUUAUCAUUGGCCGUCACGCCCAUGCUGAUCAAUACAGAGCGACCGAUUUUCUAAUUCCUGGAGCAGGCCAAUUGGAAAUUAAAUGGACAGCUGCUGAUGGCUCAACGAGCAUAGUGCACACUGUUAAUGACUUUGUAGGUGCCGGAGUUGCCAUCGGAAUGUAUAAUACUGAUGACUCAAUUAGGGAUUUUGCACAUUCUUCUUUGCAAUACGCUCUACAGCGAGAAUAUCCGUUGUAUCUUAGUACCAAAAAUACCAUCUUGAAGAAGUAUGAUGGCCGAUUCAAAGACAUAUUCCAAGAGAUCUACGAUAAAGAAUAUAAACCGUUGUAUGAAGCAAAGAAGAUCUGGUACGAGCAUCGCCUAAUUGAUGAUAUGGUUGCUUAUGCUAUGAAAUCAGAAGGCGGUUUCGUCUGGGCCUGCAAAAACUACGAUGGUGAUGUCCAGUCUGAUUCCGUUGCUCAAGGAUAUGGAUCUCUUGGAAUGAUGACAUCCGUUCUGGUGUGUCCGGAUGGCAAGACGGUCGAGGCUGAAGCUGCUCAUGGUACGGUGACCCGUCACUACCGUAUGCAUCAACAAGGGAAAGAAACCUCUACUAAUCCAAUUGCUUCAAUUUUUGCCUGGACGCGGGGACUUGAGCAUCGCGCAAAAUUGGACAAUAAUGAGCCUCUGAAACGGUUUUGUAGCGCAUUAGAAAGUGUGUGCGUCGAGACAAUUGAAGCAGGAUUCAUGACCAAAGAUUUGGCCAUUUGCAUCAAAGGAAUGAAUGGCGUAACCCGAGGUGACUAUCUGAAUACCUUCGAGUUCAUGGAUAAAUUGGCUGAGAAUCUAAAGAUCAAACUGGCGUGACCAUCACCAG